AUGGCUAUCGACACCUGUGCACUAACACAUUCAUGCAGUGAAUUGCAGAAUGGUUGUGAUUUCGUAUGCUACGUUGUGGAUGUUUUAGUCCCACAUUGGCAGCGCCGUACCCGUGUGCAGCGAGCAAAGACGAUGGUGAACAUGUUUUAUCGGCUCCAGGAGUGUUGCAAUCUGUUAGAAUGCUCCAACAAUGGCAAUCUUAGUGGCUGUUCUGGUCAACUGACUCCACCGAAGCUGCCCGCGUUGUCUGUGGUCGAAACCUAUCUGGGUACAAAAUUGUAA
Opisthorchis viverrini is the source of this 282-nucleotide messenger RNA. RefSeq lists its product as hypothetical. The coding region runs from base 1 to 282 and encodes 93 amino acids. The record is from RefSeq and is a predicted model, not a curated record. The transcript has a single exon. NCBI's taxonomy places the organism in Eukaryota, Metazoa, Platyhelminthes, Trematoda, Opisthorchiida, Opisthorchiidae.